Messenger RNA from Trachemys scripta elegans, 3884 nucleotides. Its product is annotated as vacuolar fusion protein MON1 homolog B-like. The transcript has 6 exons. The record is from RefSeq and is a predicted model, not a curated record. Bases 869 to 2542 code for a protein of 557 amino acids. Gene Ontology annotation, biological process: vesicle-mediated transport; protein targeting to vacuole. Lineage: Eukaryota; Metazoa; Chordata; Testudines; Emydidae.
UAUGUGCGGCUGUUCCCCCCGUGUGCCCUUCCCCAGAGGUGGCUGCAUCUCAGCGCCGGCCGAGCCCUCCCCGUGGAAUUUUUGCUAUACGUUUGUGGGUAGUUUUGCUCUGGGUUGUUUCCUUCCCCUUCUCGGAGCCCUCUGGCUUCCUGGGGAUGUCCCUGCCUGCCCCACAGUUGGGGGGAGCGAGGCUCAGCGUGCCAGUCGCCAGCCCUUCUUCGGGACCGGCCCGCUUCCCCCCCACCCCUUAGUGGGAUCCUUCCCCCCCAUCCCCUCAGCUGGGAUCCCCUCCCCCAGAAUGCCCCCAAGCUGCCCUAUAACAGCCCCUUCUCGACACCACCCCUCGGCUGUGGUGCUAAAGGUAAAUUCUCAGCCUUUGCCCCCGUGUCUGAGCUCAGGGCUUUGUGCACCUUCCAGCAGUCAAGAAAUGACCUGCAGCAGAGACUAACCUCACCACAUGUGCCAGGUGCAAUUCCACUGUGACCAGGGCAUUAAUAUCGGGUAUUUCGCCACAUGGAGAGGGCUCGCCCAGCACUGAGAUGCAGCCACCUCUGGUGUGGGGCAGGUGGGGAACGGCCAUUCAUAACACUACCUCAAAGGACUUUAGGACAGGAAGUGAAGGCGUUUUCUGUAUCUCAAUGACACAGGGGGCUUAGGGAACCCUAAAUCUGGAUCUCCAUCUGGAUUUGGCCAGGACACUGGAGAUCCACCCUCAGCUCUGUGGGACAGGGUCUGCGGAGAGAUCAAGGCCUUAGUUUUCAUGCCGGACGUAUGACGCGGAAGAGCAGGGCAACCCGGGGCCGUAGGGAGACUGAGAGGCCUGGUCUGGGAAGGAGGAACUGACCCAGGUGCUGCUUGGCAUGCGGAGAUGGCAACGGGCGAGCCCGGCUCACCGACGCGGGAAGGGAUGGCGCUGCCCCAGGAGCAGGCCGGGCUGUGCCCAACGGAUACAGGGGGGGAUGAGCUCAGCGCUGACCCGGAGGAGCAGGAGGAGCUGCUUGCCCCACAGAGCAAUGGGCCCGUGAGAGCGGCUGAUGGCCAGGGGGAUGCCCAGGAGGAGCCGAGCGACAAGGAGCUCUCGGACUCGGCCUCCACCGACAAUGCCUUGGAGGACUCGAGUGAGUUCGGGCGGCCCCUGGGGGUGGGGGCCUGCGAGCCAGGGGGCCCCCUGGCCCCUCCCACGCACCGCGACGAGGACGUGACGGCCGCCAGCUGGCGGGCCCGCAGGAAGCACAUCUUCGUGCUGAGCGAGGCCGGCAAGCCCAUCUACUCUCGCUACGGCAACGAGGAGGCCUUGUCCUCCACCAUGGGCGUCAUGAUGGCGCUGGUGUCCUUCAUCCAGAGCGGCGACAACGCCAUCCGCUCCAUCUACUCAGAUGACCGGAAGCUGGUGUUCGUGCAGCAGGGCCCGCUGGUGCUGGUGUCGGUGUCGCGGACGCUGCAGUCGGAGCAGCAGCUGCGCCAGGAGCUGCUCUACGUCUAUUACCAGAUCCUCAGCAUGCUGACCCAAGUGAGCAUCACCCGCAUCUUCGAGCGCAAGAAGAACUACGACCUGCGGCGCCUGCUGGCUGGCUCCGAGAAGAUCCUCGACCGCCUGCUCAACCUGGUGGAGUCGGAUCCCGGCUUCCUGCUGGGGGCCGUGCGCUGCCUCCCCCUUCCUGCCUCCCUGCGGGACGCCCUGGGCACCCUACUGCAGAAGGCCAUCACCCCCAACCUGGUCUUCUCCAUCCUGGUGGCCCGCAGCCAGCUAGUCACGGCAGUGCAGGAGCGGGCGGUGAUCGAGGAGUGCCGGCUGGAGCCCACCGACCUCCACCUGCUGCUUAACCUGAUCGGGGCCAGCUCGGCCUUCCAGGCCGGGGAGAUCUGGACGCCCAUCUGCCUGCCCCGCUUCAACCCCGACGGGUACUUUUACGCCUACAUCUCCUACCUGGACGCGGAGUGCACCGUGUGCCUGGUGCUGCUCUCCACCGACAAGGAGUCCUUCUACGCCGUCUCGGACUGCAAGAAGCGGGUGGAGGAGGCCAUGCGGACUCAGGGCUCGCUGCAGGUGCUCUCGGGCGGCCUGCAGAGCCCCUCCUAUGGCGUGGGGCAGGUCGGGGUGCCCGACUUGCGGCACUUCCUCUACAAGCCGCUGGAUAUCCCGGAGAACUACCGCCAGCUGCCCCAGUUCACCAGCCCAGAGCUGGAGGGGCCGUAUUGCAGCGAGGAGGAGCAACACCGGCUCUUUGACCUCUACCAUUACCUGCACAGCCGCAUUCACAGCACCUCUCGCCCCCUGCGCCUCAUCUACCAUGUGGCCGAGAAGGAGACGCUACUCGCCUGGGUCACCAGUAAGUUCGAGCUAUACACCUGCUUCAGCCCCCUGGUAACCAAGGCCGGCGCCAUCAAUGUCCUCACCAAGUUGUUGCGCUGGAUCAAGAAGGAGGAGGACCGGCUCUUCAUUCGCUACCCCCCAAAGUACUCUACUACGCCCAACCCUGGGAAGGGCGCCAAGGGGGGCCGGCCCGAUGGCGCGGAGAACGGAUUUUUUGCUGGCCUCUAAGCCUGAACCUGCUUCACCCGAGGCCCCUGUAUUUCACUGGUGAUUGGAUAACUUGGGGGAAAUCCCUUCUCCUCUUUGAAGGGGAGAUCGGGGACCCCCCCUCCCGAGAAACCACACUCUCUAGGAGCUGGCUCAGGCUUGGCCGGCUCCUUCUGGGGUGGUGGCGACACGACACGUGGUUAUCUGCCUGUCUUAUUUAUUGGCCUACUCGUAUCUCCGAGCCUCUGUUGGGGAAGCCGGAGUGGGGGGUUUGUUUCACUUUGGGCCUCGUGCUCCAAGCUGACGUGGGGCGCAGAGGCGGGUGGCGAGCUUACAUUCUGGCUCGCAUAAGCCUGUACCGAAGGACUCCACCUGCAUGGUGGAGCUGGGGUUGGGUGCGGCUUGUUCCAUCUCCUUGACAGAAGCUGUUCGCGGUUCCUUCCCCGGAGCCUCUGCUUUCCACCUCCUGGUGUGGAUCGGCCGCAGGCCCCUAUGAAAUGGGCUGUGAUUGUGUUUCUCUUUCUUUUGGAUGAAUUGUGGCGAAUUGCGCCCUGGGCAUCGGAGCCGGACCUGCUUUGAAACCAUUUUUCCACAUCCUCUGCUCUUUAAAAACCUGGGCCUGGAAUGAACUUAGAUUUCUCGCAGGCGCCUGGAGGUUGGCGGCUCAUGUUUGCCAAUUGAUUUAACUGGCCGCUGUGUCUUGAGACAUAGCUGUAUGUGCGGUGGGAAGGAGAUUACUCCCUCAUCCCCCGCCAUGCACGUGCUUCUCUCGAUGCUAUAAAUUGCAAGUGGGUGUUGGAGAUGCCGCUGUAUUGUGUUCUCCCUCCCUGGGCUGGUCGUGUUCGUUAGCGCCUGCACCAAUGCACUCUCCCCUGCCCGUAUUAAUUUAACGUUCCCUUUGGAAAGGCAGAUCCUUUCACAGGAAGUGUUGAAAUGCUCUUUGAAAGCAACGAACUGCCUCCCUCCUUUGCCGGUGACAUCUGUGCUAAGUUAACUGGGUUGCCCCGUCCCACUUUUCAGUCUCCUUGUCCAUCCUGGUUGCUAGAAGGAAGGGCUGUUUGCUCUCCUGUGGCCUUAGACCUAUUGAUUUGCAGCGGGAUUGACCCAGAAUCCGCUGGGUCUGUUUCUCGCAGGAAGAUCAUCCCAUGCCUCUGGAGAGCCAGCCCCUACCUGCGUCUCCUUUUAACUUGCGUUUAGCUGCUCCAGUGAGACCUGAUGGGGUUGGGGAAGCAGAAACAGUUUUCAUAUGCAUGACGCGCUGUGCCUAGAACCAUCUUGGCUGUCUGUCAAAUGAGGUCUCUUUCGGGCUGGCGUGUUCAACUGAGAAUCAAAGUCUUAUUAAAAAGUUGUUUUGAUGAGGGUA